Molecule: messenger RNA, 6651 nt
Organism: Plasmodium falciparum 3D7
Lineage: Eukaryota; Apicomplexa; Aconoidasida; Haemosporida; Plasmodiidae
Source: RefSeq, a predicted model, not a curated record
AUGUUGAUACAUCAAACCAAAAUAUUUAAUAGUGAUGAUUUAAAAUAUGUACGAAUCGAUUAUACACCCAGAAUUCCUUCACCUCAAUAUAUAUGUCAAAAGAAAUAUACAUAUAACGAAAAGGAAGAGAUAUUUAAAAAAGAAAAAAUCAUAACAUAUAAAAAUUGUGAUCCUAAAAAAUAUAGUAAUGCUAAUGAUAUCAAAAAAAAGGGUAAUAUUAAAAUAUACAAAAGCAAGGAUAUUUAUAAAAAUGUAGAUAAUAAUCAGAAUUAUGUAUAUAAACAAGAAAAAAUUAUUACGAAACGAAAAUAUACGAAUCCAAAAGAUGAAAUAGGAAAAAAUAAAAAAAAAAUGACUUUUUCAAAAGGUUCAACUGAAAGGAUUUUACUAAUUAAACAUAACAAAAAAGAUGUAAAAAAGGAAUGUGUCCAAAAAGAAAAUAUUAAAAUAAUAAAUAAAAAUAAUAAUGACAACAUGAAAAAAAAUAAGAAACUCCAUUCUCCUUUCAUAAUAAACGAUAAGACAAAAAAUUUGUACUUCAAAAAUGAAAAAUUAAUAAUUAGUCAAAAAAUAAAAGAACAAGAAAAAAAAAUCAAACCCACCGAAAUUAUAAAUAAUUCUUCUUAUCUUAAAUUAGGUAAGAAGAACCACACGAUACAAACAAAAGAACAUUACAAUCGUGAAAAGAUAAAAGAUAUAUCAUAUGCAGAUAUCAAAAAAAAAGAUAAAUUAAAAAAAAUGCGUAUAAUCAAAGAACAAGAACAUAUUAAUAAUUACACCUUCGAGAGCGAAAAAAAAAGAAUAGAAACAAAUAAUACACCAAGUAUCAAAAAUAAACAAAAUAUUGAUAACAAAAAUAAGAUGAAAAAAGUUAUACAUACAGAUCUUAUAAAAUUAUAUCCCAUACAAAAUAUAAAAGAAAAAUCCCAAAUCAAUAAUACCCUUAAUAGAGAAAAGACAAAAAAAUAUCAAGCACUCAAAAAUAAUAUUAAAAAAAUUAAGGCGCAAAUAAAUAAGCAAAAUGAUAUUUAUAAAAAUAUAUUCAUAUCUACACAAAUUAAUAAAAAUAAUCAAACGUCUACAUAUAUAAAUAAAAAAGUCAACGUUAAAAAUAAAAAAAUAAUAAAUAAUGACAAUGAUAAAAUAAAAUAUCGUAUGCUCACACAAUAUGCUAAACCCAUAUUAUCAUCAAAUAAUAUAUCUAAUAAAAAUGAAUAUGUUAAUGAAGAGAAAAAAAAAAUGAACAAAAAAAUUAAAAUGUUAGCAACAAGGAAAAAAAAUAAUAAUAUAAAUAUAAAAGUAAAUAAAAUCAAAAAUAAAAAGACUGAUACUUGUAAUCAUUAUCUCGAUGAAGGACCUAAUAUUAUAAAGAGCCAAGAAAGUAUCUUAUAUGAUUUAAUAAAUCAAAAAAAAAACAAAGACAAAAUAAAAAAAUUCUUACAAAAUUCAGACAAGCCAAACAAUAUAAGUCAGCUAAAGAUUCAAGAAAAAGAAAAAAAAAAAAAAAAAAUUAAAAAAUCACACAAGAGAAAAUUUAUACAUUUGUAUAUAUCUUCACAGGAUAAUAUAAAAGUAGAAUCAAAUAAAAAGAAUAGUAAAGACAAAGAUUCUAAUCAUAACGAACCUAUUGUACAAUUAAAAAAAAAAAAAAGAAAAAUUCAAACAAAUAAACCAAAUGAAACUAUCGAUAGAAUAAUAAAAAAAAAAGACAACUCCACAAUAAAAUGUAUAGUACAAAAAAUAUGUCAGAGUAAUACAUACAAUAAUAAUAAUAAUAAUAAAAAGAAAGAUAUGCAUAUAAAUAUAAAAAAAAAAGAAAAUAGUAAUCAUAUUCUUUUUUAUGAUCAUAAUAACAUGUCAUGUAAUCACAAAAUAAAAAAUAUUAUAUAUCCGGAAUAUACAAAUCAAAAGCAAGACACAACAUAUUAUCAUAAUAUUAAAGACAAAUAUCAAGCUUAUAAAAAAGAAAAUCAAAAUGGAGGAGAAUGCAUAAAGUAUAAAAAUAUACAUACAAAUAAUGACAAAAAAGAAAACAUAGUAUUCCAUAUAAAUAAUCAAAAUGAACAAAUAUAUGAAAAAAAUACAAACAUGAAUAAAUAUAAUAAUGUUGAUUGUUCAGCAUAUCAACAAAAACGAGUUGAUGUUAAGUCUACCAGAGUAACACAUAAAUCUAAUAAUAUAAUUACAUCAGAUAAUAAUAUUAAACAAGAUGAGAAGAAAUUAAAAAGUUUGAACGUAUACAAAAUAAUACAUAAUAUAAAUAAAGAAACAACAUAUAAUAUUGCCUCAAAUAUAAAAGCCAAUAUUUCACAUAUAUAUGAAAAAAAUAAAACAUAUAAUAAACACAUAAAUAAUUACAAGGAGUACAAGAAAAUAGAUCCAAUAUCUUUUAAUAAUACAAUACAACCAAAUAAUUUAGAAAAAAAAAAUGCCUCAUCAAAUAUAUCUAAAUGUAGAUAUUUAUAUAAGCAUAUAUACAUGAACAAGGAUAACCAAAAAAUAGAAGGGAAUAAUGUUAAUAUAAACAAGAACAUAAAUAUGAAUAAUAUGAAUAAUAUGAAUAAUAUGAAUAAUAUAAAUAGUAUAAAUAGUAUAAAUUAUAUAAAUGAAAAACAAAAAUUAUAUUACAAAAUGGUGUCGGAGAAACAUAAGGGUAUUAAAAAUGAAUUCAUCGAACUAGAACCCAAAAAUAAAAAAAAUAAAAAUAAAAAUAAAAUAAAUAAAAUUAUUAAGGACAAAAGGAAAGUAUAUACACCAAUAAAAAAAAUAAUAAAAAAAAAAUAUAUUUUUAUAUAUGAUAAAACAAAAAUAUUCACAAGAAAAAAACAUCAUUCCAUUAUUAUAAUAGUAAAUAAAUUUAAAAUUAAGGAACAUAACUUAUUAUUAUUUUUAAACAAAACAAAGUUAAAUAAAUAUAUACCUAAGGUAGAAAAUAAUACAGAUAUUCAAAAUAAUACUAUUUUAAAUAAAGACAAUUUAUAUAUACCAUGUAUAAAAUAUGGUAAAUACAUUUCUUGGAUACAAAAAAUGUGCUACUUAUAUUUUCUAAUUCAAAUAAUGAAGAAGAACAAAAUGGAACAGAAUAAAAAAGGUUUAAAUAAUUAUAUAAGUAUACAAAAAAGACAAAAAGAAAAAAAAAAAAAAAAAAAUAAUAAUAAUAAUAAUAAUAAUAAUAAUAAUAAUAAUUUAAUUGUUAAUAUAUAUAAUAAAUCUGCAAAUGUAUAUGUAAAUAUCCAUGUAAAUAUAAAAAAAUAUAUGGUUUUAUAUAAAAUAUGCAUAUUUAUGCUCACAUGUUUAAUACAAACAAUAUAUAUAAACAAUAAAUACAUUACAUAUAUAUACAAUAUAAAAAAAGAAAAUAUCACAAAUUGUGUUCUAUAUAAAUCUAUAAUAUAUAAUAAUUGUAACAAAGAAAUUCAAAAAAAGAAAAAAAAAAAAAAAAUUCAUAUCAAUAUAAUAAAAGACAAUAAGUUAAAUCAUAUGAUAAUUCAAAAUAAAAAUAUUAUCAUAGUCAAUAAAAUAUAUACUAAUAUAUACAUAAUCAAAUACAAUAAUAUAAGCAAAAUAUAUAUUAUUAUCAUUGUAAAAAAUAUAUUCUUUACGAAAAUUAUAUUCAUUAAUAUAUAUCAUAUAUAUUAUAAAAAUUAUUAUUAUAUAUAUAUUAUAACUAUAAAUAUGAAGUACUUAGACAGAAUCAAUAAAUCACCUAACGACAAUCAUAAAAUUAGGUGUUAUCAAGAUAGGUACAUAAAAUAUGAUAUUAAAAUUAGAAAGAAAAAAAUAUAUCUAUAUAUUAUAUAUUUAUAUUAUUAUAUAAUAAAUCAUCUACGUUUCUUUUUAUAUAACCAAGAUAUAAUAAAAUAUAUACAUACAUAUAUUAUAAAAACAAAUAAAAUUCAUAGACAUCUGAAUAAAGUCAUUUUCUAUAAAAGACGAUUCAUAAAAAAAAAAAUUUCUAUAUGUAUUCAAAAUAAAAAAAAAAAAAAAAUGAAUAUAUUGAGCAUUAUGAAAUUUAAUUAUAUACAUGAUGAUUUAUAUAAAAAAAAUAGUUAUAUGAAUUAUCAAAUAUUUUAUCAAAUAUUUAUAAAAAGAAAUAGCAAAAAAAUAACAAACAUAAAAAAUAUUUGUUCAUAUAAGAAAAAGCAAAAAUGUGUGAAAAAAAUUAAUACAAAUGAAAGGUACAAACAAAAAAACAGUAUUCAAAAAAAUAUAAAAACAAAAAUUUAUAGUACAAAAAAAUAUAUAUAUAACCAUAUAUACACACCAAAUAUACAAUAUAGCUGUAGACAACAUAAUAUAACUAAUAAUGUAAAAAAAAGCUUGGAACAAAUAAAAAAUAUUUUUUACAUUUUUAUUACAAGAAUAAAUCUUCAGUAUAUUCAAAAAUGUAUAUGUUAUAAUAUUAUGCAAUAUAAUAAAUUAAGAGCAAAAAAAGAAAAAGAAAGAAAAGAAAAAAGAAAAAAGAAAAUAAUGAUAAACCAAACGAUAAACAAAAAUAUAGACAGAAAUAUAUAUCAAGAUGUUUAUCAAAAUGUAUAUCAAAAUGUAUAUCAAAAUGUAUAUCAAAAUGUUUAUCAAAAUGUUUAUCAAAAUAUAAACAAAAUGGUACAUAAACAGAAUAAUAAAAAGAUUAAAAAGCACAUUAAUAAAGUUAUAAAUAAGACAAUAAAAAAAAGGAUUAAAAAAAUUAUAAAUAAAAAAAUACAUAACCAGUUCAAUAAAAAAAUUAAAAAGAUCGUCAACAAAAUAAUAAAUAAUAUAACAAAUAAGACAAUAAAUAAAACUAUACAUAAAAAUAUAAAUAAUAUAUUACGCAAAAACAUAAAGAACAAAAUUAUAAACAAACAUGUAAAUAAUACAAUAAAUAAAAUGCUAUAUAAAAAUAUAAAUAAUAAUAUAUUAUAUAAACACAUAAACAAUAGAAACAACCAAACUAUAAAUAAUCAUGUGAAUAAAACAACAAACAAAAUAAUCAAUCAACAUAUUAUAAAAGAAACAACAACAAAAAUAACAAACCAUACGACAUAUGAAAAUAUAAAACAUGAUAUUUGUAUAAUAAAAAAACUUAUCAAAAAAAUUAUGAAAAAAAUGAAAAAAAAGAAAAAAAAGAAAAGAAAAAGUAAUAAAUAUCAUAUAAAAAACGAAGAUAUAAUAAAACCAAGGGUACAUAAAACAAAUACACCAACGGAAAACUUAAUAAAUACACAUUCGGGAUAUGAAAAAAUACAAAAAAUCAAUCAGACAUAUAAUAAUUUAAAUAUAUUCAUAAAUAUAAAUAAUGAUCUAAAUAAAAAUGUAAUAAAUACUCCUAAUCUUCAAAAAACAAAAUUAAGAGAAAAGGAAUAUACAAAAAAUAUCAUAGAAAAAAAAAAAAAUAGAAACACUUAUAAAUGUAAAAACGAAAUAUUGAAUAUUGCAGGCAAAAGAAAAAAAAAAAAAAAAAAAAAAAAUAAUUUCAAUCAUAUAAUAAUAAAAUCAGACUUAAAAGAAAAGAAAAAUCAAAAAAAUAUAUAUCAAAACAAACUCCCUGUUGAAAAAUUAAGUAUAAUCAAAAAUAAAUACACAAAGGAUAUAAUUGUAAACAAAUAUAAUAUACAACAAGGCGAACAAUUAUAUAAUACCUUAAAAAUGAUUCUUUUGAACAAAAAUUUUAAUAAUAAUAAUAAUAAUUUUAAAAUAUUGAAAAAAACAAGUGAGGACGAAACUAAAAGAAUCAAAAUUAUGGAUAAGGAGAAAAGAAAAAAGAACCUUCACAUCAAAAUGGAAAAACAUAACAAAAUGAUAACAUAUAGAUGUGAACACAAUUUAUUUUUAAGAAUAAAUAAGAAACAUAGGAUAAUAAGAAAUAAAAAAUUAAAUUUUUCAUCCUUAAGAAAAAAACAUAGCAAUAAUAUACAAAACAUACAAAGUCAUAAUAUGAAGGUAAAAGAGAAUAAAAAAAGAAUAAAAAAAAUAUUUCUCAAAGAAUAUAAGAAAUAUAUCAAAGAAAAAAAAAAAAAAAUAAAAAAAAAAAAAAAUAAUUGCAAAAAGGAUCUAUCCAAAUUAAAGCAUCUAAAAAUCUUUAAAAAAAAGGAAAAAUUCAAUAAUAUAAUUAAGGAUAUCUUAACACAUGAAAAAAAUAUUAAAAAAAAAAUAAAAGAAAUAUUAAACAAAGAGAUUGUACAUAAAAUGGUACAUAAUCAUAUAAAAAAAAAUAAUAAUGAAAAAAAAAAGAUUAAUAAAUAUAUAUAUCCUAAUUUACACAAUCAUCAUAUACCAACAAAUUGUUAUGACCAAAACAUAAAUCUUAUAAAUAACAAUAACAAUAAUAAUAAUAAUAAUAAUAAUAAUAAUAAUAAUAACAUGUGUGUAACACAAAAACACAACUAUCAAAAUAACCAUCUAAACAAACACAUACAUACAAACGAAAAAAUUAAUAAAUUUAGGAAUACUAAAAGAGUUACACUAAAUCAAAAUUUGGCAAAAAAAAGAGCAUUUUUUAAUGCUACCGAAAAAAAAAUAUAUAUUCAUGACGAUGUAACCGAGGAUUUCUUAGCUCAUGUUGAUGACUAUGCAAGUACAAUAAUAGUUGAGGGAAAAGAAAAAAAAUAUAAAUUUGAUCAAUUAUCUAGAGAUCCAGAUGAUAUAUCGAACUUUUUUAGUUUAUCUUAA